Messenger RNA from Vespa velutina, 501 nucleotides. Its product is annotated as chymotrypsin inhibitor-like. Lineage: Eukaryota; Metazoa; Arthropoda; Insecta; Hymenoptera; Vespidae. The record is from RefSeq and is a predicted model, not a curated record. The transcript has 3 exons. Bases 94 to 336 code for a protein of 80 amino acids.
CAUAAAUUCUAUAGUUCCGGACGAACAACCUUUCCGAUAGGUUAGAAUUUUGAGAAAAAUUUUAUCAAUUUAAUAUAAUAGUUCUAAAUCGUCAUGUAUCGCCUUUCAACGAUCAUCUUUCUACUUUCCGUAUCUAUCGCAUGUAUAGAUUUCGCGUCAGCCAAUUGCGGACCUAACUCUUUUUAUUCCGAUUGUGGUAGCAUAUGUCCUAUCACAUGUGAGAACUAUAAUGAUCCACCUAAAAUCUGUGCUGACGUAUGUAUAAGAAAAUGUGUAUGCGAACAAGGAUAUAUAUUGAACAAAGAAGGAAAAUGCGUUUUACCAUGUGAAUGUUAAAAAGAUUAUUAAGAACUUCAGCGAACGUUUAUUUAGGGAUAUUACAUUCCAUAUGGAUUUAAAGAUAUGGAAUAUCGUGUGCUUUAUCGCACAUGCACACACACACAUAUGCACAUAUGUACACAUGCACACACGUGCGCACAUAGAAAAUAAUAAAAUAUGAUU